CCGUGACGGUGUCGAGAUGAGGGACCCAAUGCCCUCAUAGUCAGCUGAGAUGCCCGUCGACAUGCAGCAGAAGGCCCUCCUCUUUGGAGCUGCCGUGGCCCUGAGGCUGGGUCUAUUCACCCUCUUUCCCGCACUACCAGCCCUUCUUGCUGGCCGAGUCGAGGUCUCCACGCCAGUAACCAGCUUCAAGAGACUGCAGGAAGGCGUCUUCCUCUACACCCAUAAUGUCUCACCCUACGAUGGCGGCGUCUACCAUCAGGCACCCCUCCUUCUGCCACUCUUCUCGCUUCUGCCGAACCCAUCCUACGCGCCUCUCGCUACGAAUCUGCUCUACACUGUAGUGGACCUACUGAGUGCGAACGCAUUGGCUCAAAUAUCGGAGAGUGGCUUCGCAACAGUGACGCGAUUGUUCACUUCCUCGCGCAAAGACCUCAGAUGGAGCAGCGUGGCUAUUGCAGCAGGGCAUGCUCGACCCUCUACCAGCUUCCUCUUCAAUCCCUUUACGGUUGCGACAUGCAUUGCGCGCUCGACUUCCGCCCUGACGAACCUCUUCAUUCUGACCGCAAUAGCCAAGGCCUCUCAAGGAGCCAGUAUCACCUUCAUAUUGGCCAUGGCAUUCGCGUCCUACCUGGCUAUGCACCCAAUACUCCUCUUUCCGCCUCUGCUGGUUCUGCUGUACGAUGCGCGCACCGCCAAGACAAGAUCAAGUCCAGAUGUCUGGUCCUUUAUAAUCACCUACUCCUUAGGCAUUACAGCCGCCAUUGGCGCCUUGCUCUCUGCUUCCGCCUUCUUGACCGGCUCGUGGGACUUUUUAGCAGCUACAUAUGGCGUCCGCCUUCUCCUCCCAGACCUCACGCCUAAUGUUGGUCUUUGGUGGUACUUCUUCAUCGAGAUGUUUGAUUCAUUCCGUGAAUUCUUCCUUGGUGUGUUCUGGUUGCAUGCGGCGUCGUACAUGCCUGGUCUUACCAUCCGCCUCCACAAGCAGCCCUUGUUUGUUGCAUGCACUCUGACUGGUAUCUUCGCCGUUUUUACGCCCUAUCCUAGCAUAGCGGAUGCUGCAUUGUACCUCUCGUUAGUGCCGUUGUUCCGGCAUCUCUUUCCUUUGAUGCGCUAUACCUUCUUAGCAUCAGCGAGCGUUUUGUAUACAUCCUUCCUUGGGCCGGCCUUUUACCACCUCUGGGUUUAUGCUGGCUCCGGCAAUGCCAACUUCUUCUACGCUAUUACAUUGGUAUGGAGUCUGGGCCUAUCGAUUAUCGUCGGCGACUCGAUGUACGCUGCGUUGAGGGACGAGUUGGACGUGGAACGACCUGAGCUGCGGGGCAAGGAAGUAUCACGGAUAUGAUAUAUGAUGUAGGAAUAAAGAGUUGCUCCAGAAUACAUAUCAAAAAUACACUCAUAGUAUG
Molecule: messenger RNA, 1403 nt
Organism: Cucurbitaria berberidis CBS 394.84
Lineage: Eukaryota; Fungi; Ascomycota; Dothideomycetes; Pleosporales; Cucurbitariaceae
Product: PIG-U-domain-containing protein
Exons: 4
Coding region: 50-1342 (430 amino acids)
Biological process (GO): protein localization to cell surface; attachment of GPI anchor to protein
Cellular component (GO): GPI-anchor transamidase complex; membrane
Source: RefSeq, a predicted model, not a curated record